CUAAUUGGUUUCUCAAUGAAAGAUAAUCACCUAUUCCCUGGAGAGGCUGGGGAUUAGCACUCUGCCUCUCCUCUCCAUCGCUUUUAGACUUCUCAUCCUUCCCUCGGUGCGUUUAGUCCAUUCAGCAGAAGUGGAUCGAAGAAAGCGGCUCCCGGCGCGGCAUUAGGGGCAGUACUCUGCUGCGCGCUAGUACUUAGCGACCCAUUCACUCACUUACUCUGCGCUCGCCUCGCCCGGCUGUCGUCUCAGCCACUGCUACUGCUGGAGAAAAAGUUUUGCGGAGGGGCUCAGGGAAAAAAAAAUGAGCGAGCUGGAGGAAGACUUUGCCAAGAUUCUCAUGCUCAAGGAGGAGAGGAUCAAAGAGCUAGAGAAGCGGCUGUCAGAAAAGGAGGAGGAAAUUCAGGAGCUGAAGAGGAAGCUCCACAAAUGCCAGUCGGUGCUGCCAGUGCCCUCGACCCACAUCGGUCCCCGGACCACCCGGGCGCAGGGUAUCUCGGCUGAGCCUCAGACGUACAGGUCCUUCCAUGACCUCCGACAGGCAUUCCGGAAGUUCACCAAAUCCGAAAGGUCCAAGGAUCUCAUCAAGGAAGCCAUCCUUGACAAUGACUUUAUGAAGAAUUUGGAGCUGUCGCAGAUCCAGGAGAUUGUGGAUUGCAUGUACCCGGUGGAGUAUGGCAAAGACAGUUGCAUCAUCAAAGAAGGAGAUGUGGGGUCACUGGUGUAUGUCAUGGAAGAUGGUAAGGUUGAAGUUACAAAAGAAGGUGUGAAGCUGUGCACCAUGGGUCCAGGAAAAGUGUUCGGGGAGUUGGCUAUUCUUUACAACUGCACCCGGACAGCGACCGUCAAGACUCUUGUAAAUGUGAAGCUCUGGGCUAUUGAUCGACAAUGUUUUCAAACAAUAAUGAUGAGGACAGGACUCAUAAAGCAUACCGAGUAUAUGGAAUUUUUAAAAAGUGUUCCAACAUUCCAGAGCCUUCCUGAAGAGAUCCUCAGUAAGCUUGCUGACGUCCUUGAAGAGACCCACUAUGAAAAUGGGGAAUAUAUCAUCAGGCAAGGUGCAAGAGGGGACACGUUCUUUAUAAUCAGCAAAGGAAAGGUAAAUGUCACUCGUGAAGACUCACCAAGUGAAGACCCAAUCUUUCUUAGAACUUUAGGAAAAGGAGAUUGGUUUGGAGAGAAAGCCUUGCAGGGGGAAGAUGUGAGAACAGCAAACGUAAUUGCCGCAGAAGCUGUGACCUGCCUCGUGAUCGACAGAGAAUCUUUCAAGCAUUUGAUCGGAGGAUUGGAUGAUGUCUCUAAUAAAGCAUAUGAGGAUGCAGAAGCUAAAGCAAAAUAUGAAGCUGAAGCUGCUUUCUUCGCCAACCUGAAGCUGUCUGAUUUCAACAUCAUUGACACCCUUGGAGUCGGAGGUUUCGGACGAGUGGAACUGGUCCAGUUGAAAAGCGAAGAAUCCAAAACCUUUGCAAUGAAGAUUCUCAAGAAACGCCACAUUGUGGAUACAAGACAACAGGAGCACAUCCGCUCAGAGAAGCAGAUCAUGCAGGGGGCUCAUUCCGACUUCAUAGUGAGACUAUACAGAACAUUUAAGGACAGCAAAUAUUUGUAUAUGUUGAUGGAAGCUUGCCUAGGUGGAGAGCUCUGGACCAUUCUCAGGGAUAGAGGUUCAUUUGAAGAUUCUACAACCAGAUUUUACACAGCAUGUGUGGUAGAAGCGUUUGCCUAUCUGCAUUCCAAAGGAAUCAUUUACAGGGACCUCAAGCCAGAAAAUCUCAUCCUAGAUCACCGAGGUUACGCCAAACUGGUUGAUUUUGGCUUUGCAAAGAAAAUAGGAUUUGGAAAGAAAACGUGGACUUUUUGUGGGACUCCAGAGUAUGUGGCCCCAGAGAUCAUCCUGAACAAAGGCCAUGACAUUUCAGCCGACUACUGGUCCCUGGGAAUCCUAAUGUAUGAACUUCUGACUGGCAGCCCACCUUUCUCAGGGCCAGAUCCAAUGAAAACUUAUAACAUCAUAUUGAGAGGGAUUGACAUGAUAGAAUUUCCAAAGAAGAUUGCCAAAAAUGCUGCUAAUUUAAUUAAAAAACUAUGCAGGGACAAUCCAUCAGAAAGAUUAGGGAAUUUGAAAAAUGGAGUGAAAGAUAUUCAGAAGCACAAAUGGUUUGAGGGCUUUAACUGGGAAGGCUUAAGAAAAGGCACCUUGACACCUCCAAUAAUACCAAGUGUUGCAUCACCCACAGACACAAGCAAUUUUGACAGUUUCCCUGAGGACAAUGAUGAACCACCACCUGAUGACAACUCAGGAUGGGACAUAGACUUCUAAUGUAUUUCUCUUACCUGCUUCUGCCUUGCUGAAGACAGCUUUUUCUGAGACACAGCUGCCAGCAAACCUGAGGGAAAGAGAGAAGAUUAGUGCUCGGGGUCACCAUGAUGCCUUUGAUCGAUGCUGCUCCAGUAACUACAGUGGCAUUAGGACUUAUUGCUUAGAUGACAAUAGUGCUCUUUUUACAUGUUUUCUGUUUGAACCUAAAAAUAGCAGUUGACAUGGUGGUCCUGAAGCAAAGCCUUUCACCAGUAAAGAGAUGUUUUCUAUUGUUGCAAUGAUCUAGCUUCGCUCUGAAUAUAAUUUGAAAGACAGUAAGAAACACUUCAAUCUAGUAAGAGAGUCUAUACCUUGCUAGAAUGAUCAAAAAGAUCAAAAAAUAAUAUAUUGGGUACGAUAGAUUUCUAUGGUACAAAAACUGGGCUCUUCCCUUUCUUCAAGUGAGGGGUGGAGGAUCUGUUACCGCAGGCCGGUGUAUAUACCAUAUAAAAAGAGGACCACACAUCUGUUGGUCACUGAGUUCAUGUCAAACCAGUGUUCGAAGUUUCAUGAUUUCAUUUCCCAGCAGUGCUGAUGACAAGACUGAAUGUUACCUUUCCUUUCUGAGAGAUUUAAAAAAUUGAUAUGUUAAAAGCACAACUGCUAUGGAUUCUGCUGAGAAAUCCCAUAGCAGGUAUAUAUGCAUUUUCACAGAGGAUUGAAAAACACCCCCAACAUGCAUGAUAUUUGUUUGUUUCUUUUUGAUAAAUUGGCAUGACAGAGUGGAAAAAAGCGAUUCACAACCAUUUCAUAUUUUUAAAAAUAUUGUGCUUAAAGAUGGUCCUGGAAAUAAGUGACUAGCAGCCAAUUGGUUUUUAUUUAUUACCUAACACACCCUCAAAGUGAGGCUUAAAAUAUUCCCUUUUAUAGAAAUAAACCCUUGGGGUCAGGGUGGGGUGGGAUGGAGAGGGAUCAAGAUUCAUCCAAAAAUAAAAAUUAAAAACUAUAUAGGUGCUAUGUAUAUCUUUCAUCUGUAAAUGUCAGUGUCUGAACAGACAAGAAAAAUCUAAUCACCACAUGUGUAGCCAGAGACUCAAGCAUUUUCACUAAAUUUAUCAAACCAAACUCCUGUCAAAUUUCACAUAUACGACAUAGCCUAGAGUUGAGAGAGGAAGGUGAUUAAAAACCUGUUUGAACUAGCUUCUUGUCUUAGGCCUGAACCAAAAAAAGAAAAAAAAAGAAAAGAAAAAAAGAAA
Messenger RNA from Pteronotus mesoamericanus, 3552 nucleotides. It is a transcript of the gene PRKG1, whose product is annotated as protein kinase cGMP-dependent 1. The transcript is spliced from 18 exons. NCBI's taxonomy places the organism in Eukaryota, Metazoa, Chordata, Mammalia, Chiroptera, Mormoopidae. Gene Ontology annotation, molecular function: cGMP-dependent protein kinase activity; ATP binding. The coding region runs from base 302 to 2317 and encodes 671 amino acids. The record is from RefSeq and is a predicted model, not a curated record. Gene Ontology annotation, biological process: protein phosphorylation.